GAAGAAGUUUUCCCACCCGGUGCAAACGAGUAACAGCAGGUGACAGCACGUCCCGAGGUUUUCCCCAUGUUCUCCCCUAUUGAUUAUCGUAGAUGGAGGUAAGGUCGUCCCUUGGAAUCAAUACCGCCAUGCGCGAAGGGGAUUCCACCGUUUCCUUCACUGCAACGUGCACAGGAGUGAAUUGUUCUGUCGUAAUUCGUUGUUGAUAAAACUGUCCCGAAAACCCCAGUUUCGUAAUUAAAGUUCCACCGAGAGUUCGCGCGUCCUGUACCCAAAAAAACAAAAAUCGGUAUUAUAUAUUACAUUAUAUUAUAAUAAUCGGUAUCCUGUGCUGACGCGGCACUCAAGGAUUGACAUUCGCCCUUUGGUGUCUCCAAGACUCGACGAAUCGAAUAAUGAAGUUUGCAUUCGUCGCCUAAACCCAAAGAAAUCGCCGAUUCGAUCACCAUCCGGUCCCCAAUCAAUCAACCGGUGUUAUCAAUUGAUAACGAGCGGCUUGAAUCGAAAAAUUCAUCGACAAGAUACAUAUUCAGUGACUUGAGGACAAACGUGAGUCCCAGGUAUUUCUAUGCGGCAGGAGGCUUAAACCGGUUUGAACCUUCAGCCCCUGGCUCACCUUCCGCUGCACGGUGGAGCCAUGAUUGAGCAGGACAUAGCUGGUGCACAGGACACCAUCUAUCUGUGCAAUUUUCGUGUGUCAGUUGAUGGUGAAUGGCUCUGCCUGAAGGAGCUUCAUGACGUUGAGUUCUCCAUGCAGGAAUCAAUGCGAUCGCCGUCGCCACCCCUCACCCUCAGCGGUAUACCAAAUAAUCGUGUACCUCACGAUCGUCAUCAGCAAUCGACUGAGCAAUCAGAGCUUUACGAUAUUCUCCCGCUAAGCCCACCGCCAAUUCAGCACUUUUCGAGCUUGUCUCGCGAUCCGGUGAUAAUCGAGCGCAGCAAUCUCGUUAACAUAUCGAAACUAAUAGUGAAAGAGUUGAUCGAGACAUCGCUCAAGUAUGGGCGCAUGCUCGACUCAGAUCACAUGCCACUCCAGCACUUUUUUAUUGUCCUGGAGCAUGUCCUCAGGCACGGACUUCGACCCAAGAAGGGUCUUCUUGGACCGAAGAAGGAGCUCUGGGAUAUCCUCCAGCUUGUCGAAAAGUACUGCCCUGAGGCGCAAGACAUCACAUCUAGCAUUCGACAUCUGCCCACCGUGAGAACAGCGAUGGGCAGAGCUCGUGCAUGGCUCCGCAUGGCCCUAAUGCAGAAGAAACUCGCGGAUUACCUGAAGGUACUGAUCGAUCAUCGCGAUGAUCUGCUUUCUGAGUACUUCGAGCCCGAUGCCCUCAUGUUAAGUGAAGAGGCUAUCGUCAUCAUGGGACUGCUCGUUGGCCUCAACGUCAUUGACUGCAAUUUCUGCGUCAAGGAGGAAGAUCUCGAUUGUCAACAAGGGGUCAUCGACUUCUCGCUCUACCUCAGGAAUAGCAAUCACAUACCUGGGGAUUCACUGGAUGAGGAGCUGGAGAAUGACAACAUGACGACUGUUCUCGAUCAGAAGAACUACAUCGAGGAAUUGAAUCGUCAUCUCAAUGCUACUGUCACCAACCUCCAGGCGAAGGUGGAGUCACUGACCACUACAAAUGCACUUAUGAAGGAGGAUUUGGCAAUUGCAAGAAAUAAUAACUUGAUACUCCAGGACGAGAAGCGACAACUCAAAAGGGAAUUGGGAAUCGAGGUCAAGGACACUCACGAGAAUGGCAAAGCACCGAUCAAGAUAACCGAGACAACAACGGAAAUCGAGGAACUCAGGUGUAGAUUAGAAAAUGAGAAGAAAUUACGACUCGAGGCUGAGAAGGAGCUGGAACUGCAGAUCAGCAUGAAAUCUGAGAUGGAAGUAGCGAUGAAGCUCUUGGAGAAAGACAUCCACGAGAAGCAGGACACAAUCAUAUCGCUCAGAAGACAACUGGAGGAUAUCAAACUCAUUAAUUUGGAAAUGUACAAAAAAUUACAGGAGUGCGAGAGUUCACUAAAGCACAAAACCGAACUGAUUGCUAAACUGGAGGCUAAGACGACAUCCAUGUCGGAAACGAUUCAAAAAAUGGAUGAAAAAUGCAAAGAGAUUGAUGGUGCGAAGACGGGGGUUGAGGAGCGAGUUCGCCUGUUGGGGGCUGAAGUUGCGGAAAGGGAGGCCAGGGCGAAUGGGGUUGAAAGGGAAUUGAGGGUCGAACGAGAAUGGCGCACUUCCCUCCAAGAAGCUUCAAUAUCCAGUACUGAAAAGAUAUCUCAGCUGCACCAGGAGAUCGACCAAUUGAAACAAGUCAGAGAGAAAUAUUUAGCCCUUCAGGAAGAGCACUACGCCCUCCGUGAAAUCUGCGCGGAACAAGAGCACACACUCGAGGAGUUGGGUGGCCAAUUGAGUGCAGCUAAACUAGCAGCUGUUGAAUUACGCGAAGCAGCUGACAAUGCUCACCAUCAGGCAAAUCAGGAGGGUUCAGCUGCAUGGGCGAAUGAUCGGCAUUUUACCCACUGCAAGGGCUGCACCCGAGAGUUCAACAUAACUCGUCGCAAGCACCAUUGUCGAAAUUGCGGAAAGAUUUUCUGCAAUGCAUGCAGUGACAACACAAUUGCCAUGUCGAAUUCAGCGAAACCAGUGCGAGUGUGCGACGAGUGUCACGUUUUCCUCGUUGGUCGUUACUCGGUUGUGCAAUAAUGACAGGGGCUACUCGGCCCUGCCAAUGUGUCAGUUCCAAGGGAUGAGUGAGAUGAGGUCAAUGAGAGGACAAUACCAUCAAGAUAAAUACGAUUGAACGCCUGAAAAUAGCGACAACUCCAAGAUCCAUUGAAUUUUCUAUUUCAAACACCUGAUAAGUCAGGCAAAAAAAAAUAUUCAUUUAAAGGCUUGCAUUAU
This is a messenger RNA of Fopius arisanus, 2890 nucleotides long. Its product is annotated as RUN and FYVE domain-containing protein 2. Gene Ontology annotation, molecular function: metal ion binding. The record is from RefSeq and is a predicted model, not a curated record. NCBI's taxonomy places the organism in Eukaryota, Metazoa, Arthropoda, Insecta, Hymenoptera, Braconidae. The coding region runs from base 638 to 2692 and encodes 684 amino acids. Gene Ontology annotation, cellular component: cytoplasm. The transcript has 11 exons.